CCAUCCGUAAUUAAACCGAAUGUAAUAUGUCUCGCUUUGAUGUUCUUCCAGCAAAUGUAGGGAUCAAUGCAGUCGUUUUCUACAACGUCAAAAUUUUCGCCUCUGCGGGAACCACGAUAGAUCCCAAUCUUUCCUCUAUAAUCGUGGGAAUUGUUCUGCUCAUCUCGAUCACAAUAUCUGCUUUUCUCAUCGAUAAAGCCGGUAGAAGAAUUUUGUUGAUUAUAUCGGAUUCUGGGAUGGCCAUAGGACUUUUAGGAAUCGGAAUUUACUUUUACAUUAAAGAGCAAAAUGCAAUUGCUCUCGGAGAACGAAUUGAUUAUUGCAACUCGUUCAAUGAGACGGGGGCAGAAUUACAGAGUGAAUCAACUCCAGAAGGAUAUACGUGGAUGCCAUUGGCGUCAUUGAUGUUAUUUGUCCUAUCCUUCAAUUUCGGUUAUGGACCUGUCCCAUGGCUGUACUUAGGUGAAUUACUACCAAGUCACGUGAAAGGAUUUGGUGCAGGAAUCGCAACUGCUUUUUCUUGGCUCAUGGCAUUCUUGGUUACAAAAAGUUAUGAAGACUUUGUGUGUAAUUUGGCUCCAUAUGGGUGCUAUUGGAUGUUUGCAAUAAUUUCCAUCCUUGGAACUGUGUUCUGUUUUCUAUUUGUGCCGGAAACGAAGGGCAUGACGCUGGAUCAGAUACAAGCCGGGUUCAAAUAAAAAAUCUAUAUUACCACAACCUAAAUAGUAUAUAGACAAUUAAGUAUAAUAGAAAUUCUACCUUUUUUACCAACUAUGAUUUUUAUAACACUAUGUAUUACCACAUUGGCACCAAUAAGGUGACUUUUUAUUAAAUCUCAAUAGUCCCACACGUACUUGCCUUAUAUUAAUGAUUUUACCACUCAUUUUUAGAAACUUAAAGCAUCAAGAAUUAUUAUUGCGAUAAAUAUUUUCUCAUUAUAUGUACAUAUUAGAGGGUGUUUAUUAAUUAAUAAAGUAUACCUUGCACUAGCAA
Folsomia candida is the source of this 993-nucleotide messenger RNA. Its product is annotated as facilitated trehalose transporter Tret1. Gene Ontology annotation, cellular component: membrane. Gene Ontology annotation, molecular function: transmembrane transporter activity. The coding region runs from base 27 to 698 and encodes 223 amino acids. The record is from RefSeq and is a predicted model, not a curated record. Lineage: Eukaryota; Metazoa; Arthropoda; Collembola; Entomobryomorpha; Isotomidae. The transcript is spliced from 3 exons. Gene Ontology annotation, biological process: transmembrane transport.